Messenger RNA from Fraxinus pennsylvanica, 327 nucleotides. NCBI's taxonomy places the organism in Eukaryota, Viridiplantae, Streptophyta, Magnoliopsida, Lamiales, Oleaceae. The record is from the annotation of a GenBank genome assembly.
AUGCUAAGGAAACACCAAAAGAAAUGGCUUCCAAUUUCACUUGUGCGAUGUUUGAGACUCCACAGGUUGUGCUUAGAGGUGCUAGACACAUGGCUGUUGUUGAGAUUAGCUGUGAACCAUGUGUACGCAAACAUGUAUGUAGUAUCUGAUGGAAAUGCUGUUGUGUCAACAAGCCCUACACCUGAUGGAAAUGUUGCUAUCGAUUCUUUCCACCAGUUUGAGGAUGCACAGUGGCUUCUAAUUCAAAAGGCUGAAGAGGAGAAGCUCCUGAAAGUUACCUUUAAUUUACCGGAACCAAUCCUUGAUAAGUUAAUAGGUAACUCUUAA